AUGCUGGGCAAGAAAACUCGCGAUGCGGCGUUGGGGUUCGGCUGUUCCCUCGGGUUUCUUCUUUUCGUCUUCAAGUUCAACGAGAUUGUGCAGGAGUACAAGGCCAGGAAGCGAAUACGGAAGAACAUCGUCGUCGAGCCAGGGCUGCAUCGCACGUUGAUGAGGAUCUUCAAGAAGGCCUGCAGCAAGCGGGAGGUCGGGACAGUGAUUAUGCUCUGCACCAGUCUUCUUUUGCGAACUAUGGGAUCCGUCUGGGUCGCUCGGCACUGGGGAAAGAUGGUCAAAAUGCUGGUCACGAGGAACUUUCGAGAUAUGCAGCGUUUGGUCGUUCAGUUUGCGGGAACAUCUGUCUUCCUAUCGAUCUUGAACGCUCUGUUGAAAUAUUACAUCGCCAAGCUGCGUGAGGAGGUGCGCGAGAAAAUUACUUUAUGGUGUCACGACAAGUACAUGAGGAAGAAUGAUAUGAUCUUCUACAAAGCAAACAAGGUUGGAGAUGAUAAGAUUGAGCAUUGCGACCAUCAGGUGUUGUCGCAAUCUCUCAAGCCGAUUGUCGACUUCAUCGUCUACAGUGUUGACUUGAGUCGAGUUCAGGGACUAACCACUCCUCUCACCCUCUACGGCUGGUUCGCCAUCGCCUCCUGCAUCUCCACCGUCUCUCUCCCUCCCUACGGCGAGCUCGCAGCACAAGAGCAGAGACUGGAGGGAAUGUUCCGAGGCGUCCAUAGCGAGCUCAUCACAAAUUGCGAGCAGGUUGCGUUUCUGGGAGGAGAAGUACCCGAGAAGGACAGGCUCAACGAAUCGUUUGCUCGAGUGUUGAGACAUCUUUCGAAAACAACUGCGAUGAACUUCAACUCGGAGAUCUUGCGGCAGUACCUCAACAAAUACUUCGUCACUGUCAUCGGUUUGUUUCUGGUCAGCAGACCGUACUUCUCAAGCACAUGGAAAAACAUGGAGGCCAUGUCGACGUCGAUUCAGGUGGGAUGGGGUGGAGCAGCAAGGCAAACGCUGCCGGGACUUUCUGAUUGUACUGCUUUCGCAAGGUUGUUCUACCAUCGGCCCUCCUUCGUCGUCCUCGACGAAUGCACCAACGGAAUAUCUCCAGGCACGUGUCCUUUCCACCUCCAGCAGCUCACCUCCCCAGCAGAUGUCGAGCAGGAGAUCUACGAUCGCUGCACUCAGAUGAAUCUGGGGAUCUUCUCGAUCUCGCACAAGAUCGAGCUCAAGGAGUUUCACGACUGGGAGCUCCACUACAAGGGCGACAGCGUCGGAGGAUGGGAGAUGUUCAAGUGCUCCGAGACUCGCUACAACUUCAGCGGCAAGUACAUGGGGAAUCAGUCCAGAGGUCAUUGA
Messenger RNA from Guillardia theta CCMP2712, 1350 nucleotides. RefSeq lists its product as hypothetical. The transcript is spliced from 23 exons. Gene Ontology annotation, molecular function: long-chain fatty acid transmembrane transporter activity; ABC-type transporter activity; ATP binding. Bases 1 to 1350 code for a protein of 449 amino acids. Gene Ontology annotation, cellular component: peroxisomal membrane. Gene Ontology annotation, biological process: very long-chain fatty acid catabolic process; long-chain fatty acid import into peroxisome; fatty acid beta-oxidation. Lineage: Eukaryota; Cryptophyceae; Pyrenomonadales; Geminigeraceae. The record is from RefSeq and is a predicted model, not a curated record.